CGACAGUUGCUCGAGAAGAUGGUGUUGCUGUGUUUAAAGUACCAAGAUGGAGAGUAAAAGGACAACCGAUUCCUGAAGUAUUAGAUCAGUAUAGGUCUGUUGGUGCUGAAUUGAAUGUCUUGCCUUUUUGUACACAGUUUAUACCAAUGGAUGUUAUCAAUUAUCCAAUACAAAAGUCUAUUUGUUAUCACCCAUCUAUUUUGCCAAGGCAUCGUGGUGUUUCAUCAAUAAAUUGGACUUUAAUAAAUGGAGAUACACGAGCUGGUUUCACGAUAUUUUGGGCUGAUGAUGGCUUAGAUACUGGACCAAUACUACUUCAAAAAGAAUGUGAUGUUGAUCCAAAUGACACAGUUGACAGUCUUUACAAUAGAUUUAUGUAUCCUGAAGGAAUAAAAGCAAUGGGCGAAGCAGUUAGAUUAGUAGCUGAGGGCAAAGCUCCUAAAAUUGUUCAAACAGAAGAAGGGGCUUCAUAUGAUCCAGCUUUAACUAAACUUGAACAUUGCAUGAUCCCGUUUGAAAAGCUCACAGGUGCACAAUUGCAUAAUUUUAUCAGAGGAAUGGAUAAAGUACCUGGCGCUGCUGCUGUUUUAGACAACCAGCAAGUCCGGUUGUAUAGUUCCAAACUAUGGACUCAAAGUAUUCCAGAAGGACGAACAUAUCAAGUGAAAGGUUUACAGUCUCCUGCUGUUAUACAUUCAGAAGGAUUAAUUUUAAUAGGAAAUGACGGAAAAGCUGUAAACGUUGAAAAAAUCAAAUUGGAUGAAAGUGGAAAAAUUAUAAACGCAUCAAAGUAUGGAAUAGUUGAUGAAGAAGCCGCCGCUCUUGAAUUAUCAGAAGAAGAAACUGCCGCUGUUAUUAAAAUAAAGGAAAUCUGGAAAGGUAUACUUAACGCAGAAGUAGAUGAAUCAACUGAUUUUUUCAAAAGUGGAGCUGGCUCUAUGGACGUUGCUAGGUUAGUUGAAGAACUUAAAGAAAAAUGUGGAAUAUCUUUAGAAAAUGAAGAUGUUUACAUUGCGACAACAUUUCAGGAAUUUACACGAGCUGCCAUUUUAAAACAAAGAGGAGGUUCUGGUACUAAAUUAGAAUUCACUGCGGUUAAAAUGCAUGUCAACAAUAUGGAUAUUUCUUUCCCUACUCAAUUAUUCAUCAAUAACCAAUUUGUCAAUUCAUCUAAUGGGCGAACAUUGAAGACUGUCAACCCAUACGACGAAUCAUUAAUAUGUGAAGUCCAAUGUGCUUCGACGGAGGAUGUUGAUACUGCUGUUAAAGCUGCUCAUAGCGCAUUUGAAGAAGGAGAAUGGAGUAAAAUGAACGCAAGAGAUAGAGCAAAACUAAUGUUCAGAUUAGCAGAUCUUAUGGAGAAACACAAGGAAGAAUUAGCUACUAUUGAAAGCAUAGACUCUGGUGCUGUGUAUACUUUAGCAAUUAAAACUCAUGUUGGAAUGUCAAUAGACACAUGGCGCUAUUUUGCCGGUUGGUGUGAUAAAAUUCAAGGCUGUACUAUACCUAUUAAUAAUGCUCGUCCUAACAGAAACUUGACUUUUACAAAAAGGGAGCCAAUUGGAGUAUGUGGAAUCAUAACUCCUUGGAACUAUCCCUUGAUGAUGGUGUCGUGGAAAGCUGCAGCAUGUUUAGCUGCAGGUAAUACUGUUGUAUUGAAGCCUGCUCAAGUAUGUCCUCUUACUGCUCUUAAGCUUGCUGAACUCAGUGUUUAUGCUGGAUUUCCUCCUGGUGUAAUCAGUGUUUUGACAGGGACAGGCACUGUAUGUGGGCAAGCAAUGGCUGACCAUCUUUUAAUAAGAAAAUUAGGAUUUACCGGAUCAACUCCAAUAGGAAAAGUUAUAAUGAAGAGCUGCGCCCUAUCAAAUUUAAAGAAAGUAUCUUUGGAAUUGGGUGGAAAAUCUCCUUUAAUUAUAUUUUCUGAUUGUGAUUUGGAUAAAGCUGUCAGAAUGGGUAUGGGUGGCGUGUUUUUCAAUAAAGGAGAAAACUGUAUAGCUGCUGGAAGAUUAUUUGUUGAAGAUUCUAUACAUGACGCUUUCGUAAAUAAAGUUGUUACUGAAACUAAAAAAAUGGUUAUCGGAGAUCCUUUAAAUCGAUCCACAGAUCAUGGUCCUCAAAAUCAUGAAGCACAUUUAAACAAACUUAUUGAUUAUUGUAACACUGGUGUUAAGGAAGGAGCCAAAUUAGUUUUAGGCGGAAAACGACUUAACAGAAAAGGAUUCUUUCUGGAGCCUACCAUAUUUACAGAAGUAGAAGAUCACACGUUCAUAGCCAAAGAAGAAAGUUUUGGACCUGUUAUGAUAAUUUCUAGGUUUAAGGAUGGAGACAUAAAUGAAGUCUUAAAAAGAGCAAAUGCUACUGAAUUUGGACUUGCUUCUGGUGUGUUUACUAAGGAUAUCUCGAAGGCUAUGUAUGUGAGUGAAAAAAUUCAUGCUGGAACUUGUUUUAUUAACUGUUAUAAUAAAACUGAUGUUGCUGCUCCUUUUGGAGGAUUUAAACAAUCCGGAUUCGGAAAAGAUCUGGGCCAAGAGGCUCUUAAUGAAUAUCUCAAGACGAAGUGUAUAACAGUAGAAUAUUAAAGGACUCUCUUUGAAUGCUGUGUAAAUAUUUACUUUGAAAUAUCAAGAAGAUUCUGUAAUUUGAAAAAUUAUAAUUCAAUGUAAAUUUAUAUGUAAAAUUUAAGAUUUUUUUA
Molecule: messenger RNA, 2692 nt
Organism: Parasteatoda tepidariorum (common house spider)
Lineage: Eukaryota; Metazoa; Arthropoda; Arachnida; Araneae; Theridiidae
Product: cytosolic 10-formyltetrahydrofolate dehydrogenase
Biological process (GO): biosynthetic process; 10-formyltetrahydrofolate catabolic process; one-carbon metabolic process
Cellular component (GO): cytoplasm
Molecular function (GO): oxidoreductase activity, acting on the aldehyde or oxo group of donors, NAD or NADP as acceptor; formyltetrahydrofolate dehydrogenase activity
Source: RefSeq, a predicted model, not a curated record